UCGCUAUAUUUUAUGCCCGUUUGGCAAUACAUUGACCACUGGUUGUCAUUCAAUCUGGACAUCGAUCGCAAUACUUCAGAAAUUGUCAAAUCACGUGGUUUUCAAUCGGAAACACAUUAUGUCGAGACAGCCGACGGUUAUGUCUUGACAGUCAUCCGUAUAGUUAACCCAUAUGUCAAAAAUCGGUUGCUAUUGAAGCCGAUACUAUUGCAACACGGCUUUCAAUCCAGUUCCGACUCAUGGCUUUUAGCAUCUAUGGGACAGUUGACCGGUGAAAGAGGGUAUGUGGAAGAUUGGAUGCCCACAACAAACAAUGGCCACAACAAAAUGGGCAAUAGUUUAGGAUUUGUUUUGGCCGCCAAUGGCUUUGAUGUCUGGUUGGCUAAUAUGCGUGGAAAUCGGUAUUCAUUAAAUCACAUACACUUAUCAAGUUAUGACUCAAAGUUUUGGCGUUUUUCUAUCGAUGAGAUGAUUGAAUACGAUUUGCCGGCAAUGAUAGAGUAUAUCAAAAAGCAAACAAAAAAAGAUCAAAUUGGCUAUAUUGGCCAUUCACAGGGCAACUAUAUGAUGUUUUCGUUGUUGGCCACACAACCGCACUAUACAAACACUAUUAAGCCAUUUAUAGCCAUAUCUCCCGUUUCCUAUUUAGGCAAUUCAACAUCACCUUUAUAUAAAAUAAUACAUUAUGUCUACUCGCUUCUCAGAAAAUCCGAGUCAUCAAUUUUAUUAGCAGAUAGACCAUUGAAAUUAUUUGCCAAACUAUGCGACACUACCUACUGGGCUCAGGUAGUCUGCUAUCGGUUAUACUAUUUGUUUCUAGGUUUUCAACGUUCACAAUGGAAUAUGACAAGGACAGGGGUCUACAUUUCAAACAUACCGUCCGGCGGCAGCAGUUGGAAUGCCGCCCAUCUAUAUCAAGUAUGGCGGUCUAACCGUCCCGAACGGUAUGAUCAUUGGGACUCCCGGGACAAUGAGCGGCGGUAUAACUCGUCCGUACCGUUGGCCUACAGUAUGGAAGCCAUAGACUCUAUAGACAUUGCGUUUAUCUAUGCGGCUAACGAUUGGCUCAAUCAUGUCGACGACGUCCGCCUAUUGAAAGAUCGUCUAAAAGUUAAAUUAUUGGACGACUAUCUAGUGCCCGAUAGUACCUGGAAUCACAUUGAACUAGUAAUGGGUACCAGUGCUGUACUAACGGUACUAUCAGUGGUAGUCAAUGGUCAGCCUCGGCCGCAGCCACAGUCACGAGUCAAACACUACCCGAAAGUAACAGUCAAAUCGUGUGGUAUCGGCAGACAGUCAUACAAAUAUCAGUCCAAAACAUUUAUCGGCAAAUGUUUUAAAUGGCACAGUAGUAGUAGUAAUGGUGCUUAUGGUGGUUAUGGUGGUGGUGGUGGUGGUAAUGUACCGGAAAAUUUACAAUAUGGACAGACAGCCGUACUGGGAGAUUGGCCAUGGAUUGCUUAUAUUAAAUUAGAAAAAUACUCGUUUAGGUCUAUUUCAGUGAUUACAUGUACAGGCGUUAUAUUAAACAAACAAUGGAUUAUAACGGCAGCCCAUUGUAUUGGAAAAGAUUAUACUAUAACAGUACGUAUAGUUCAAGACACCAGAGAUAAUAGGCAUACAUACGGUGUGGACAAGUGGUUCAUACAUCCCAUGUUCAAUGUAGACCCUGACCUAACCAACUAUGAUAUGGCAUUAGUCAAAUUGGUCGGUAAUAUUUGGGAACUAUGGGAAGAGGACAGUUGGAAAGCAUAUCCACGGGUUAACGGUAUUUGUUUGCCCGACUACUAUCUGAACAUCAAAACCAGUUACGCCAACGAAUGGGCACUGAUGGCCGGUUUCGGUAUGACUGAUUUCGGCGUCGAUAAUAUGGGACCAUUGUAUACGGGUUGGGCUAAGAUUAGACAUUAUGACAAUCAAUCAGAUGGUACUAUAUAUGCUCAAAGAUAUCCACCGAAAGUUGGUCCGGGUAUUUGUCAGGGUGACUCUGGCGGUCCAUUGAUUCAGUACGAUAUGUCUGGUCAUCUGCGAGAUAGUGGUCGGGCAGUACUUAUUGGUAUUACUUCUGCAGGUGAUGGCAAUGAAUGUCUGGAUACUACUUAUAGAUUAAAUAAUAUGUAUUUUACUCGUGUGUCUAAAUUAGUUCAAUGGAUUGUUGAUAUUGUUAGAAAUAAUUAA
Oppia nitens is the source of this 2178-nucleotide messenger RNA. Its product is annotated as lipase member M-like. Gene Ontology annotation, molecular function: serine-type endopeptidase activity. Bases 13 to 2178 code for a protein of 721 amino acids. Gene Ontology annotation, biological process: proteolysis; lipid metabolic process. The record is from RefSeq and is a predicted model, not a curated record. Lineage: Eukaryota; Metazoa; Arthropoda; Arachnida; Sarcoptiformes; Oppiidae. The transcript is spliced from 11 exons.